This is a messenger RNA of Zophobas morio, 771 nucleotides long. Its product is annotated as B2 protein-like. NCBI's taxonomy places the organism in Eukaryota, Metazoa, Arthropoda, Insecta, Coleoptera, Tenebrionidae. Gene Ontology annotation, molecular function: odorant binding. The record is from RefSeq and is a predicted model, not a curated record. The transcript is spliced from 2 exons. The coding region runs from base 348 to 749 and encodes 133 amino acids.
GAAAAAAAGUUAAAAGCUGCACCACAACACAAACAAAAAAUUGUUAAAAAACACAACCGCAAAUAAGUUUUCGAUUAUUGGAAAACGCUCAAACACCACGAAAUAUUCGAUUGCUGCAGACAAAAAGCCUUCCUGCAAAUUUCAGUCAACAAAUAACAAACCAUUACCAACAAAUUGAAUGUUAAUUAAAUAACAACUCGUAAUUUAUAGACGCUCCAGACGCAACACAGGCCGAAGUUACGUGAUAGUUAAAUCGCUGAACUCAAACAAACACUAAUUAAAUGAUAACCCCCUACGAAGCUACAUAUAAAUAAGCAAGAUCCCAAUCACCAGCAAAGUCCGCAACGAUGAAGUUUCUCCUGUGUGUCUGUCUCGUUGCAGUAGUCGAAAUUACAGCCCUAACGGAAGACCAAACUCACAAACUGAACAAAAUUAGCACUCAAUGCAGGUCCCAGAGCGGAGUCACUGAUGAAGUUAUCUUGAACGCCAGAAACGGGGUGUUCGCAGACGACCCCAAACUCAAAAAGCAGAUACUGUGUGUUGCGAAAAACGUGGCUUUAGUGACGGAAGCGGGGGAGGUCGAUGUGGGGAAUUUGAAACGGAAGGUGAAGAAAGUGGCGACGAAUGACGAAGAAGCUGACAGUAUUGUCAACAAGUGCGUCGUGGAGAAGGACACUGUUGAAGACACCACUUUUGAGAUCGUCAAAUGCGUGCUGAAGGAAAAACCUGCGUUUUCUCCAGUCGACUGAAAUAAAAUGCUGUUGUGAAAAA